AAAAAAACAAUGGAUAGAGAUUUGGAAGGGAAGACAGCCAUCAUUACAGGAGGAGCUAAAGGCAUUGGGUUCGCUAUUGCUGAUACAUUUCUUCAAAAUAAAGUGAAAGUGGUUAUUCUUCUUGAUUUGGAUGAAAAAUCAGGACUACUGGCGGUAAACGACCUUGAAACAAAAUAUGGUCAAGGCAAAGCGGCGUUUAUUAAAUGUAAUGUAAUGACCGAUUUGGAAACCGUUUCUGAAGAAAUAAUCAAUAAAUAUAAAACCAUUGAUGUCCUGGUCAACAAUGCUGGCUGGCAAAGGGAAGAUUCUAUAAGAGAGACUUUAGCCCUGAACUUAAUUGCUUUGGUUGAGUGGACAAUGAAAUUCCUUCAACACAUGAGGAAAGACGCUGGUGGUCCUGGGGGCACAAUCAUUAACAUAUCCUCAGGUUUGGGCUUAGUGAGCUUGCCAUACUUACCUUUCUACACAGCUUCUAAACAUGCGGUGAACGGAUUUUCUAAAACCGUUGGGCAUUCACUUAAUUUUAAAGCGCAUGGAGUAAGAGUGAUUACUCUGUGUCCUGGAGUAACGCGAACGAAUCUUAGCAAUUUUGGGGAGCUACAGGGGGAGUAUAAAGAGUUCAUGGCGGGAGCGGUUUGGCAGGACCCUGAUGCAGUGGGUGAGGCUGCCGCGGCCAUUUUCCGAGGAGCUGAUAGUGGAACGGUUUGGGUGGUCGAUGGUGGCAAGCCCGUCAGGCCAGUGCCAUCUUUGUAAGCGGAUUUACUAUAAUUUUAGUAAGUUCUCAAGCAUUAAAUCAGGGUACAAUUUUGAAUGUAGAACAUAUAAA
This is a messenger RNA of Ostrinia furnacalis (Asian corn borer), 826 nucleotides long. RefSeq names its product 15-hydroxyprostaglandin dehydrogenase [NAD(+)]-like. NCBI's taxonomy places the organism in Eukaryota, Metazoa, Arthropoda, Insecta, Lepidoptera, Crambidae. The transcript has a single exon. Gene Ontology annotation, cellular component: cytoplasm. Bases 10 to 753 code for a protein of 247 amino acids. The record is from RefSeq and is a predicted model, not a curated record. Gene Ontology annotation, molecular function: oxidoreductase activity, acting on the CH-OH group of donors, NAD or NADP as acceptor.